Lampris incognitus (smalleye Pacific opah) is the source of this 1063-nucleotide messenger RNA. RefSeq names its product microtubule-associated protein 1S-like. Gene Ontology annotation, cellular component: neuronal cell body; synapse; microtubule. The transcript has 5 exons. NCBI's taxonomy places the organism in Eukaryota, Metazoa, Chordata, Actinopteri, Lampriformes, Lampridae. Gene Ontology annotation, biological process: regulation of microtubule depolymerization; dendrite development; microtubule cytoskeleton organization. Gene Ontology annotation, molecular function: microtubule binding; actin binding. The coding region runs from base 1 to 585 and encodes 194 amino acids. The record is from RefSeq and is a predicted model, not a curated record.
AUGGCUGCUGGCAAAGGAAUGAGGAACGUGGCUCCUAAGUUUUUGAGCCCUCCCACAAGUUGGGAUCAGCAGGAGGUUCAACACAGACAGGCAAAAGAAGGCCCGGUGGACAAAGUGGAGGCACAAAGGGCACCAGGGAUAAUCACUCGGCUCCCAGAACCUCUCCCCCCAGCACCCGCCACAGCACCUGCCAAGCCGUCCCUCAGCCCAAGUUCAAAUUCUAAUUCUACUGGAGAGGUCAGCGUGUAUGUGGACCUGGCCUAUGUUCCCUCCGGAAUCUCCUCUCCAACCAUCGAUGUGGACUUCUUCAGAUGUGUUCGCUCUUCCUGUUACAUCAUCAGUGGGGACAGCCCGGAGAGGGAGGAGCUUAUGAGACGUACGCUGGAUGCGCUGUUUGAUGGCAAAACAUCCUGGCCUGACACUAUGCAGGUGACAGUGAUCCCCACCUUUGAGUCGCUGUCCAUGCAGGAGUGGUACCAGCAGACCCUGGACAGACAGAGGGAGCUGAGCAUCACUGUCCUGGGCUCCAACAGCACUGUGGCCAUGCAGGAUGAGACCUUUCCUGCCUGCAAAAUAGAGUUCUAAAGCAGGGCUAAUGGGACACAGGCCCAUAUAUUUCUUAAGAUGGGAGCAAAGGAACUAGCUGUGUACUAUUGGGCAAUGGUAACUUGGAGCCCUCCCAGAAGCCACAUCAAUUCCCACUACAGGCUUAUGUGUCAUGCAUGUAAAAUGUUGCUGUUGUUUCAUUCAUGAUAUUCAUGAGCACCAAAAGGACUGGUAACUUUUAGAGAGAGAGAGAGAGAGAGAGAGAGAGAGAGAGAGAGAGAGAGAGAGAGAGAGAGAGAGAGAGAGAGAGAGAGAGAGAGAGAGAGAGAGAGAGAGAGAGAGAGAGAGAGAGAGAGAGAGAGAGAGAGAGAGAGAGAGAGAGAGAGAGAGAGAGAGAGAGAGAGAGAGAUGUUACCUAGAAAACAGAACAUUACCUGUUCAGUUUGCAUAUGAAUCAGUGUCUAUGUAUGCAAUCAUUUUGAAAUAUAUGGGCUGUGGGUCCUGUAGAAUAAAUAAU